AUACCCUAAACACUGAAUGGGGAUUUCUUUUAUAUAGAUCUGUGCAUGUCUGUUUUUUUUAAGAAUGUUGUAGUAUAAUUAUUUCAACAAUGUGUUAAUUUUUUUGGUAAAUUUCUUGACAGUAGAUGAUGGUCAUGUGUUAUUUUUGUUGUUGUAUUGUAGAUGGAUAAGAGGACCAAGCUUUUAGUUUGUAUUGCUGCUACAAAUUUAUUGUUAUCAAUGAUGGCCAUGAUUAUUCGGUCUAGGAAAAGAACGAGAGGUUCAAGGAGAGAAGGUAUUAGAUAUGGCCCAAUGGCUGAAAGGGAUAGGAUAAGAAUUGAGUACCUAGAAACGAAAAUUUGGUUCAAUGAUACAACUUGUAUUGACAUGCUUAGACUUAGAAAAGGAAGUUUUUUUCGUUUUUGUAAGCUAUUUAGGGAUCGUGGUUUACUUGAAGAUACCAUCCACAUGUGUAUUGAGGAACAAGUGGCUAUGUUUCUGCAUACGGUGGGACAUAACCUUAGAAAUAGGUUAGUCCGCACUAAUUAUGGUAGGUCUGGAGAAACAGUAAGUCGUUAUUUUAACAAAGUCCUUCAUGCAAUUGGUGAGCUACGAGAUGAACUUAUCAGACCCCCCUCAUUGGACACUCCAACUAAAAUAGCAGGAAAUCCUAGAUGGGAUCCUUACUUUAAGGAUUGUAUUGGAGCUAUUGAUGGCACACAUAUUAGAGCCUCUGUUCGUAAGAAUGUGGAGUCCUCUUUUCGUGGUAGGAAGUCCCAUGCCACUCAAAAUGUAAUGGCGGCCGUAGAUUUUGAUCUUCGGUUUACUUAUGUCCUGGCUGGUUGGGAGGGGACAGCACAUGAUGCUGUAGUUUUAAGAGAUGCUUUGGAACGUGAAAAUGGCCUUCAUGUCCCACAAGGAAAAUUCUAUCUAGUUGAUGGUGGAUAUGGAGCCAAACAAGGAUUCUUGCCUCCUUUUCGUGCUGUCCGGUACCACUUGAAAGAGUGGGGGAAUAAUCCGGUGCAAAAUGAGAAGGAGUUGUUCAACCUUAGACACUCAUCCCUCCGUAUAACGGUUGAACGUGCAUUUGGGUCACUAAAGAGGAGGUUCAAAGUUCUAGAUGAUGCCACUCCAUUCUUCCCAUUUCGAACUCAAGUAGAUAUUGUUGUAGCUUGUUGUAUUAUUCAUAACUGGGUCAUAAAUGACGGAAUUGAUGAGCUUGUAGCUCCGUCUGAUUGGUCAAGUGAGGACAUUGAUGAAUCGCCAACUUGGCAAGCGAAUGACCAUGCAUUGAUGGUUCAGUUCAGGCAGGGUUUAGCUGAUCAGAUGUGGGCUGACCGUAAUAACCAUCAUGGAGUGUAAUAUGUAGCUAUGCAACUUGUAUUUCUACCUUAUUUGCUACAUUUCAUUUGUAUUAUGAACUUCUUUAUUUAUUUAUUUCGUGUGGACAGCUUGUUGUAGUCCAUUUGCCAAA
Molecule: messenger RNA, 1453 nt
Organism: Oryza sativa Japonica Group (Japanese rice)
Lineage: Eukaryota; Viridiplantae; Streptophyta; Magnoliopsida; Poales; Poaceae
Source: RefSeq, a predicted model, not a curated record